Messenger RNA from Apis cerana (Asiatic honeybee), 2890 nucleotides. It is a transcript of the gene Hey, whose product is annotated as Hairy/E(spl)-related with YRPW motif. The record is from RefSeq and is a predicted model, not a curated record. Gene Ontology annotation, molecular function: protein dimerization activity; DNA binding. Lineage: Eukaryota; Metazoa; Arthropoda; Insecta; Hymenoptera; Apidae. Gene Ontology annotation, biological process: regulation of DNA-templated transcription.
UAUUAUAGACGGCCACCUCACCGAUAAUCAUGCAAGCGCGUGUCGCGCGCGAUUGCCGCGUGAGAAAGUUCUAUCGUAAUCGCACCCUCGUAGUCAACCACCCUCCUCUAUAAGUUGGUAAGUUACCAACACAAUCGCGAAUUCGAGAAAUAUAUAACGAGAAAAGCAAUUUUUACUUAUAAUCGAUCUCGCUAAUUUUUUUCGAUAGAUUUCAAUUUUCUUCAAUUUCAUUGUAACAGGUAUAUAUUCGCUCAAAAGGGCAACGAAAGUAAGAAUGUAGUCGAAUGGUUCGAUAGUUCCAGAUUUCGCGAAAUCUUGCACCGACAUAGGCGAGGGUAGCACAGCGUGCGACCAGCUAAGCGCCACGAGCGUUCCCACGAAAAUCGUCCCUUCUGAUCGCCACUUUCCUCCCCCUUGAUGUCUCGCUCUCUUUCGUAUCCCCCUAUACCCUUCAUGGAACGUAGGGUUCGAAAUAGAGGGAGAAAAAGAGAGCGGCCGGUUUUCACCUUGCGAUCGAGAAGCAGAACAGAGAAGUUUCCCCCUCUCAAAGGAGGCGCGGCACACCUUCGUUCCCCCACCAUUGGACCUACCAUUGGGUCGGGGGACGAAACGGGGCACGCGGUCGUGUGUCGUCCCCAAGUCCUCCCGCACACGACAUACGUCGGCCGCCACGCGACCAGUGCACACGCCUGUGAGUGGUGCGCGUUUCGCAACACCGUCUAACCUAUCGCGAGUCUGUUUUGCGCGCGUAAUACACGCGACCGCGAACCUCCUCGGGAAGCCGCGGCACGUGAACGCGAUCAACUUCCAACGAACGAUAAUAGUUACUUCUUUUCACGUGAUUCCAUUCUCCAGUUUUACACCUACGAAUUUCGCUCGAGUUUCUUCAAUAAUAUAUCCGUUAAUUAUGGAUCGAAAUAUUCAUACGUCCGUUUGAUCUGUUUUUUUUUUUUUUUUACCAAGAUCUAAUAUUCUUUGUGAAAGUGUCGACGAUUGUUAAUUGGAAGAUAUAUAUCGUUUGAAAAAAGGAAUUAUUGUAAGGAAAGAAAGGAAAAAUGUGGAGAGUAGUGGUCGCACGAUCGGACGAGAAUAGCACGUUGCUGUCAUCGGAGAUUGGCUCCGGUCCGGUGGGUCCAAAUCACAUUCCCAGCCUCUCUGGGCCACCUUCCGGGCAUCACCAUCAUCACUGGGGUUAUCCACCGCCACCCCACCCAUCUUAUCAGCCGCAACAUUCCGACGUAUCGCGGCAUCAUCACGACCCCCGUCCGCCUCAUGACCUUAGGCAUCCGACCACGGCUACCGCCGAUCUCAGACCUCAAGAGAUCAGACACGAGAUGCACAGGCCCGAUCUGAGGCAUCAGUCAGCGGCGGAGAUGCAGCGGCACCAAGCAUCGGAGUUGCACAGGCCAGAAAUGGCGAGGCAUCAUCAGGAUUUGACGGGGAUGAGGCCGGACAUGGGCACGGAAAUUAGAUCUAGUCACGAGUUUCCGGAUCUCAAGAUCGACGUCGCGGAUAUUAGGAAUCAGGAGAGCGGACAACAGCAGCAGCAGCAGCAACAACAGCAACAAGCGUCGCAACAGGGUCAAACUCAUCAACAGAGAAGUCUGAAAAGAACUAUGAGCGAUUCCGAUUGCGACGACGUGUUCUCCGAGGAGAGCGGCAAAGAGCCUUGCAAUUCACCGGGAGGCGAUUCUUGUCAGCACGCGUCGCGAAAGCGAAGAAGAGGAAUGAUCGAAAAGAAACGUCGUGAUAGAAUAAACGCGUCUCUCGGUGAACUUCGUAGAUUAGUACCGGCAGCGGCUAGAGAUCCCCAUAGCGGGAAAUUGGAGAAGGCAGAGAUUUUGCAGCUCACCGUCGAACAUUUACGAACCCUUCGAAACAAAGGCCCCGAAGGAUACGACAGCACGAAAUUGGCGAUGGAUUAUCACGCGGUCGGUUGGGGCGAAUGCGCGGCCGAGGUUGGCCGCUACUUGGUCACCAUGGAGGGCCUCGACGAGAGAGAUCCACUGAGGCUACGAUUGCUCUCCCACCUUCAAAGCUUUCACCGCGAGCAUCAUCCACCGUCCACGGCCGUUCCUCCUCCAGUGACCAGCUUGAGCUCGACCUCGACGAGCACCAACUACGAGACGGCGAGCACAGUUUCCGCUGGAAUGCCACCUGGGACAGGGACGAUGCCACCCAUUCUGGGUGGAAGCGCUCUCGGAUGGGGCCAGUAUCCAGGACAGUAUCCUCAACAGCAACACGGAAAACCUUACAGACCGUGGGGCGCCGAAUUGGCCUAUUAAGUUUUAUGCAUUCUUCCAUUCUUCUUCCACGAAUAUUUUUUUCAAUUCGCGAAAAUUUCCUUCAUGGAUUCAAUAUUAAAUUUCCAACGAAACCAAUUUGUGUCAGUCAUCGGGAAAUGCUAUUCUUCGAAUUUUUUCAACGACGAGAAAAUUUAUCGUGAGAUUUAUUUUACGAUAUAUAUGAUACAAGGAGGUACGAUACAAGAAUAGUGAAUUUAAAAAUUAUUUAUUAUUCGACUCGAUUCGUCGAAUUUUUCGAACGAUUAUUUUGUACAAUGUGUAUAUAUAUACAUAUGAAUUAUUGUAAAUAGUAGAAAGUGAUCAAGCACGUAUUUUUUCCAUAUUUCUAUUUUUUAUUCCUUUUCUUUUUGUAUUUUUAUAUUAUUGUAGUGGACGCAAUUUGAUCGUUUGAACGAUAAAAAUCGAACGAUCGUUCGAAUGAUCGAACGCGUGGAAAAGUGCCAUUAAACGUAUCAUUGCGUACGUUCUCUCUCUCUCUCUUUCUCUCUCUCUCUAUAUAAUGUAUGUAUAUAUGUGUGAAAAAAAGCGCUCAAAUAUUUUUGCAAUAACAUUUUGUAAUAAAAUAGAAAUUAUGAGAAAUGAAA